Molecule: messenger RNA, 420 nt
Organism: Arctia plantaginis
Lineage: Eukaryota; Metazoa; Arthropoda; Insecta; Lepidoptera; Erebidae
Source: the annotation of a GenBank genome assembly
AUGUCGCGAAUCGUUCUCGUAUUCCUGUUACUCUCUCUGGCUUCUGUUAGCCUUGCGCGAACCUUUUCAAAAUGUGAACUAGUUUAUGAGCUCAGACGACAGGGUUUUCCUGAAUAUCAAAUGAAAGACUUGGUAUGUCUGAUUGGAGCCGAAAGUUCGUUUCAAACAAAUGUAAGAGGUGGUCCUAAUUGGGACGGCUCCUAUGACUGGGGCCUAUUUCAAAUAAACGACAGAUAUUGGUGCAAUGCUGGUGGUUGGCCCGGCAAAGGUUGCAAUGUAAAAUGCAAUGAUCUCCUGUCUAACGAUAUUACAGCAUCCGCAAAUUGCGCUAAAACUAUUAUGGGGUCUCAAGGUUUAGACGCCUGGUACGGCUGGGUCAAUCAUUGCAAAGGAAGGUGGCAACCGGAUCUUCAUUGUUAA